This is a messenger RNA of Brassica oleracea var. oleracea, 1012 nucleotides long. RefSeq lists its product as uncharacterized. The transcript is spliced from 2 exons. The record is from RefSeq and is a predicted model, not a curated record. Lineage: Eukaryota; Viridiplantae; Streptophyta; Magnoliopsida; Brassicales; Brassicaceae. Bases 252 to 794 code for a protein of 180 amino acids.
AACCAAUUUAAUAGACUUUAUCAUAGAGGCCAUGUAUAUUUAGUCGAACAUCAUAGUGGGCCUUAUAUGUUUUACCAAAAGGCCCAAACUUACUUGAUGAUAUCUCAACUGAGCUGUCAAAUCUUUCUAUUUGCGGAUCUUCUGAAUCAAAUCCAAUUUUAAAUUCGAGCUCAAAUUCAAAUCGCUCCCCCCGCUCCAUCCGGUGUAUUUUGCGGCGGGUCGUCCCAGCAACUCCGUUGAAAACCACUGCGAUGAACGGAUUCGAAGAUUGGGAGCUUCGCAACGAGGAAGGCUUCGUUUUCAAGCGAGUGAAGCGAAGCCGUAUCUCCGACUCCGGAGAAGCAUCCAAACCUGUGGAACCGGAGUUGGAUCCGGCGGUGGAGGAGAGAAAUCGAAGGAUGCGGAAGACGAGGAUACUGGUGAAGCUCAAAAGAAAGUACCAGAGUGAGAUGGAGCGGUGGGACAUUUUGUCGAACAGCUUUAGUGCUAUGCAAGAGAAGGCUGCUCGAUUUCAAGCGGAGGAGCGGGAAGAGAGGUUAAACGCCAGCGAAACGACGUCGUCUCGAGAUUCAGAGCAUGGCGGAGAAGAAGAUGCUCCAAAGACGGCGGCGUCUAUGCUCGACGAGCUUCUUUCUAUGGCAGAAGCACAAGAAGCGAUCGUCAAGGAUGUCUCAAAUCUCUGCGAAGUCGCAGAAAACAUAUGUAGAGUCGAACAUGAAGAAGAGGAGUCAUUGUUUGAUCUUGCCGUUUGGUGCUCACCAAGAAGUCUUAUGGCGUCUCUUUGUGCUGAUUAAAAACCAAACCAUGUAUUCUACUUCUCUUGUGUGGUUCUUCAUCAGAACCUCCUGCUCUGUACAUUCGCGUCUUGUUUUCGAGUUGUAGCGUAUACGUCUGUCGUGUCGUAGCCUCAACAGUGUACUUAGUUGUGCUUUUUCUCAAAAUGUUUAAUUAACAAAUCUUGUACGGAUUUGAUUAACAAAUCUCUUAAAAGAUGUGAAACACAUUGACUUCA